Messenger RNA from Sclerotinia trifoliorum, 1859 nucleotides. NCBI's taxonomy places the organism in Eukaryota, Fungi, Ascomycota, Leotiomycetes, Helotiales, Sclerotiniaceae. The record is from the annotation of a GenBank genome assembly.
AACCUGAAGCAUUUUUGAUUGAUUUCCUGCAUAUAUGGACCGAGAAAUGGGAUGUGACCGAGAAUUCAUCGUCGGGUAAAUAUAUGAAAGAAGCCUAUAUGAGCCAUGUUGCCACCCGACGAUUAGGCAUUUCUUCGUAUCGGCAAUGAGAUCAAAUUUGAUACCAGGGCAUGAGAUCUUGUUGAUCUAAUGUUAAUGUACAUCUGUCAUUCAUUAAUACUUUUGAAUAACUGUUCUUUCUUUUGUUGUCAACAAAAAGCUACUAGAAAUAGUAUAUCUACUUUUUUUCACUCCCCGGAACGUUCUUCACAAUAGCAUGGCCAGCGGAGACGCUUUAGAGAUAUGGAUAGAAUUCGCUAUAGGAAUGGCAGCAUUUAUGCUUAGAUUUUUUGCAAGAUGGAAGCAUGUUGGAUUUAAUAAGUUUGCUCUUGACGACGUCUUCUGUUCUAUAGCCAUAGUAAGGCCAUUGGAUCCACAUGAAUACGUCAGACGUCACGGACUAAUCAGUUGCAGGUGUUCUUCACGCUCGAGGCUGGUCUAUGUUAUUUUUCUGGUAAAGAUCUGAAAAGUCCCACCAUCUAUGCAUAUCAAGAACUAAUUUCAACUCUAGAAAGAUUUGGUACUGUUGCCGGAUUUACCAAAACCACUUCACCGUUUGUUUCUGCACAGGAGAAACAUGAUUUCAGGAUUGGAGCUAUAUGCUUAUUUGGUGCUUGGAUAUCAUUUAUCACCCUCACUUGGACAUUGAAAGCAAUCCUUCUUUCACUUUAUCACCGGCUCACGUGAGUAUACUUCUAGAAUAGUAGAAGCCUUCCAAGUUCUAACUCAAUGGCAUACAGGCUUGGUUUACAGCAACAUAAGAUGAUAAAAUUCGUCGCCGGAUUUUGUAUAUUCUCAUGGGCCACUUGCAUUAUUGCCCAUUUCGCAAUAUGUGUCCCGAUUGAAAGGAAUUGGCAAGUUGAUCCGUAUCCUGGUGGUAAAUCUCCUUUUUAAGUUUCUGCACGGAAGCUUAACUGACAACCAUUUAGACAAUUGCAUUCUUCGUAGGCCUAAUCAAGCACUCGUUGGAAUUCUUAAUAUCUUGUAAGUAGUACAGAUGACAUAGGUGAAUGUAACUACUAAGACUACAAUUCUAGGUCAUAUUUAGGAGUCAUGGCUAUUCCUCUUCCACUUUUAUUCGCGGCACGAAUGCCUCUCUACCGAAAGUUGAUCCUUGGAUGUCUUUUCUGUUCUGGCAUCCUCGUCACAGUUAUAGUUAUCCUACGAGUAUACUCUUCUCUCAGUAAUACUGGAACCCUAUCAACUGUUAUCGAUUGGGCAUUUCGCGAGUCUUUUAUAUCAGUCAUUGCCGCCACAGCCCCCGGAAUUAAACCACUAUUCAACCGAUCAAACUGGGUCAAUAACCCUUCAGAGGAUAUAACAGAGGCGAACAAUCGCGUACAUUCUUCUACUCAUAAAUCAAAUGGGGGAAAUAUCACUGCUAUAGUUGGAUCUAAGGAUGUGCAAAAAGGAGUUGGUGGUCGCCAGUACAUUGAACUUGGGCAUACUGAAAAUUGGCCCUUGAAGGGGAAGAAAAACAGUGUCGAUGCAAAGGUUAAGGAACACGCGACGAGUUCCUCGAGCCAGGAACAUAUUGUUGCUGAAACUGAUAAUGUUCGUGCUAUUCAUGUAACGACUGAAUGUGCACUUCAGGAGGAGGUUGUUUCAACGGAUUCGAGGGAUUCCAGUGAUACUGAGUAUCAGAAGAAGAAUACAGACAUAAAAUCUUGUAGUUGAAUAUCGACAAUAUGAGUUUGGCAAAUGGCCUUUACUAAUAAUAUACCACAAUUAAGAUAGAAGAUCAUGAGAGGGAUGCGUAC